AUGGUUCGUUCCUCUAGAUUUGAACGGUAUGGGACAAUUGCUGACUCGCGAUUAGCUGCACCAAAGUAUCCUGUUGUUCUCGCCCAUGGCUUGCUCGGGUUUGAUGAAUUGCGCCUUGCUGGCCCAUAUCUACCCGGUGUUCAGUAUUGGCGUGGAAUUAAAGAGGCGUUGACUGCGCGAGGUAUUGAGGUCAUCACAGCAACAGUACCCCCAUCGGCUUCUAUUGAGGCGCGGGCUGAGCAAUUGGCCCGAAAUAUCGAGGCUGGGGCUCGAGGAAAAGAUGUUAAUAUUAUUGCGCAUAGCAUGGGUGGUCUUGAUUCACGAUAUAUGAUUAGUCACAUACGACCGGAGAAGUUCAAAGUCUUGUCACUGACCACUAUUGCAUCUCCGCAUCGAGGCUCAUCUGUGGCGGACUAUGUACUUGAUCAAAUUGGAGCCGAUCGCCUACCUCAGAUCUAUUAUGCCCUUAAUCGACUAAAUGUCGAGACGGGAGCAUUCGCUCAAUUAACACGGAAAUACAUGACCGAGACCUUCAACCCCAAUACCCCAGAUGUGGAUGAUGUCAGAUAUUUCUCCUAUGGAGCAGCCGUGGAGCCAAGCAUAUGGUCUGCGUUUCGGCUUUCACACCGAGUGCUUGCGGAGAUUGAAGGGCCCAAUGAUGGCCUAGUCAGCGUGUCUAGUAGCCGCUGGGGAGGCGAUGCAGGCUACAAAGGAACCUUGGUAGGCGUGAGCCAUCUAGACCUGAUCAACUGGACCAACCGCCUUAAGUGGUUUAACGCCAUUGCAUUUUACUUGGAUAUUGCAGACAUGUUGGCCAAAGAGGGACUUUGA
This is a messenger RNA of Penicillium crustosum, 831 nucleotides long. RefSeq names its product triglyceride lipase. The transcript is spliced from 9 exons. The coding region runs from base 1 to 831 and encodes 276 amino acids. The record is from RefSeq and is a predicted model, not a curated record. Gene Ontology annotation, molecular function: triacylglycerol lipase activity. Lineage: Eukaryota; Fungi; Ascomycota; Eurotiomycetes; Eurotiales; Aspergillaceae.